AUGGCCUGGCCCGAGCCGGGUUCGACACUACCUCUGGAUGGAGACUCAUGGCGUGCUCCUGACCAACGAGGAACGACGACGACGCCACCUUGCUAUAGCACGACCUGCCAGCGCUGCAAGCAGGACUCGGAGUCCCCGGAGCACGUGUUCCGUACCUGCAGUUUCGCGAGGCAAGUUUGGGGCUCAACCCUUCCGGAGGCAGCAGCGAGCGCAGAUUCAAGGGAGUUCAAUGACUGGUUCAUGCACUUUCUCUCAAACACAGAGUCUCAGGUUCGGUUUGGCUUUACUAUAUGGUUCCUAUGGCGUUCGCGGAAUGAUUACAUCUUCGCAGGCAUCGAGGAGGCACCCAAUAAGUUAUCCCAAAGAAUCCUAGCCUGGGAGGUCGUCGCGCAAGUAAGUAGAGCAGCAGAACAAGCUAUAUCGUUGGGGAGGUUGGGGGUUGUGUCGAGACGUGGCUGUUGGGUGGAGACCAGCCCCGACAGGAUGGCACACAGUGAACUCCGAUGGCUCGCUCCUGCGGGAAUCGGGGUCUACUGCUGCAGGAGGUGCGCUUAG
Linum trigynum is the source of this 555-nucleotide messenger RNA. The record is from the annotation of a GenBank genome assembly. Lineage: Eukaryota; Viridiplantae; Streptophyta; Magnoliopsida; Malpighiales; Linaceae.